This is a messenger RNA of Zasmidium cellare ATCC 36951, 1611 nucleotides long. RefSeq lists its product as uncharacterized. The transcript is spliced from 2 exons. The coding region runs from base 1 to 1611 and encodes 536 amino acids. The record is from RefSeq and is a predicted model, not a curated record. NCBI's taxonomy places the organism in Eukaryota, Fungi, Ascomycota, Dothideomycetes, Mycosphaerellales, Mycosphaerellaceae.
AUGUUCACCACCGACGAACCGCUGGAACUGCGCGGUCGAAAGUUCAGUAUCGACCGCAUCGGCCGACGCCGAGUCACAGAUGGCAUCGAAUUGUUCGAGGUGCACUGGUCGAAGACGGAAGUACCACGCUGUCUGAUUACCCGCAACAAAUCCGGAAGUGCUAUCGUACGUUGCGAUGGCAAAGAGUGUGAAGUUCUGUCGCACACCCAACUCCAGAAACAACCUGACGAACUUCGCCUCGUCGACUGGAAACCGUCAUGGCUCAGCCGCGAGGAGCUUCAGCAUUUGGGACAUGAGCCAGAACCAAGCGAUCGCAAGGACGAAGACGGCACGCCAAGCCCCAGGAAGCGCAGGAAACGGGUGGCCGUCCAGGAAGAGUCAUCUGCAGAUUCAAGUACGGCACAGUCCAGCCCUUCCAGGCCUGAGGCGUCUGGAUUGCGGCAAGCCAAGGUCAAAAAGAUGAGAUUCCAGCCCAAGAUCGGAAAGGCGUACACCCAUGGUAUCCGCAAACUUCUUCGGCAAUGUGAUUUUGGGUCGCUACAGGAGCUGGUGGAGAAGCCGACGAAGAACGAGAUUGUAUUCCGUGAUCGGUUUGUGGAGAAGGGGAGUUUCUUCAACGCCCUUGAGAGGAAGUGCAGGCAUGGCGCGAUGCUGCAGCUGGUUGGGGCUGCACAGCUUCGAGAGUGCGCAUACUGCAGCAGAGGCAAUGGACCAUUCGAUAGAUGCGUCGUGCUGCCGGGACUUAACAUGUCGGCUUGUGGGAAUUGCGUGUACGGAGGAGUGGGAAAGAAGUGCAAUUAUCAUGUGAAAACAUACGCCGUCGAUGGGCCUUGGAGCCCCAGGAAAGCGACGCCAUGUGACCAAGUAUUGGACGAGACAGAUACUGUCGGUGCCUUGCCAGACCCACCUCGCCCUCGGUCCAAGUCUCAGAGAGCCAGGACAAGCGGGAUGAGGACAUCCAAACACAUUGAAGAUGACAAGUCGGACAGCGAUGUCUCAGAGUGUGCCGUAUCAGAACAACUUCCCCUUAAGUAUCGAUCUCCGGCAGAGCAAGAGACACCAAGACCAGGCAAGCUGAAGAAACGGAAACGGGAAGUGGCUGGUGUUGUCAUUGGGCGUGAUUUUCAGCCGGCGGCAGAACCCCAAGCAUCGUCCUCUCGACCAGCGACGACCGCAAGGGCGAAUCGCGAGGAGCCUACUGAGCCUCGAGAGGGUACACAUCCAACGACCAGCUCGCCUCAUACGUCUGACUGGCGUACGACGAACUAUCUCACCCCUGGUUUCCGCCACGAAGGAUGUCCCGGUGCACCUUCCCCAUGCCAGCAUUUCCUCGCAGGCUGUCAGAGCCCUGAAUCAGAAGUCCAAGCAGUGGAACGAGGCCGCAUUUUCAAGAGAGGAGAAGCCUCGCCAGAGGAGGUGCGGUGGCUCAUCCGGAGGUCCGACUGCAGCAUGACAGAGUUGAUGAGCCGAGCGUGGCUACAUCGCCUGGGGCAGCGCAAACAGUCGCCGCUGCCGAAAGGGUGCACGAAGGAGUCGUUUCUAUCGCAAUGGCAUCCCGGAAAAAUCAGCCGAGCGGCGGCGUUGUUCGGGACUGGUCGAAGCCAUGCUUGA